Aspergillus fischeri NRRL 181 is the source of this 834-nucleotide messenger RNA. Its product is annotated as A4/G1 family peptidase. Gene Ontology annotation, biological process: proteolysis. The record is from RefSeq and is a predicted model, not a curated record. Gene Ontology annotation, molecular function: glutamic-type endopeptidase activity. Bases 1 to 834 code for a protein of 277 amino acids. The transcript has a single exon. Lineage: Eukaryota; Fungi; Ascomycota; Eurotiomycetes; Eurotiales; Aspergillaceae.
AUGAAGUUCCAAACCAGCAUCCUCGCCGCCACCCUGCUGGUCGGCAGUGCCCUGUCUGCCCCCAGCAGCCGGUCCCUUGAGCGUAUCCGCGCCCGGGCUCUGGCUCGGCAGUCCCACCCCAUGGACGGCACUGGAGCCAGCCCUGCUGAAGCAGACCCGAACGCAGAGCACCGAACCACCGAGUCCAAAGUCUCCUACAGCAAGAACUGGUCCGGCGCCGUGCUCGAGCAGCCACCCCCUUCGGCAACCUACACCGCCGUGUCCGCGACCAUCACCGUCCCCGAAGCGACGGCCGUCGCCGGCGUGACAGGCACACAAGCCAGCUCCGCCUGGGUGGGCAUCGACGGCGACACGUAUGCGAACGCGAUCCUGCAAGCCGGCGUGGACUUCUACGUCGAUUCCAACGGGGCGCACAGCUACGACGCGUGGUUCGAGUGGUUUCCCGAUAACGCGCACGGGUUCGACAUGGCCGUCAACCGCGGAGACGUCGUCGUCGUCAAGGUGGAGAGCAGCUCGCCGAGCGAGGGCGUCGCCAUCAUCGAGAACCAGACGAGUGGGAAGACGGUGUCGACGACGCUGAAGGCGCCGUCGCCGACUGCUACCCUGGCGGGCCAGAAUGCGGACUGGAUCGUCGAGGACUUCCAGUCUGGGGAGACGAUGGUGCCGCUGGCUGAUUUUGGACGUGUGGAGUUUACCGGCUGCGAGGCGAAGGCUGGAGGAAAGUCGUAUGGGCUUACCAAUGCGACGAUCAUUGAUAUAGAGCAAGAUGGGAAGAUCAAGACGCACACGACUAUUGUGAGCGAUAGCGAGCUUGUUGUCGAGUAUGUCCGGUAG